Molecule: messenger RNA, 2734 nt
Organism: Sphaeramia orbicularis (orbiculate cardinalfish)
Lineage: Eukaryota; Metazoa; Chordata; Actinopteri; Kurtiformes; Apogonidae
Gene: rhag
Product: Rh associated glycoprotein
Exons: 10
Coding region: 82-1410 (442 amino acids)
Biological process (GO): ammonium homeostasis; ammonium transmembrane transport
Cellular component (GO): plasma membrane
Molecular function (GO): ammonium channel activity
Source: RefSeq, a predicted model, not a curated record
CACCACAACCACCAAAAAAAGAUAGACAGGGAGGGACAGACAGAGUGUGUGUGAGAGAUAGACUCAGGAGUUGAACUCAGGAUGCCAGCGUACGCCACCAACAUGAGGCUCAAGUUCCCCAUCGUGGCCUUGGUUUUGGAGAUUAUCACCAUUAUUUUGUUUGGAAUGUUUGUUGUCUACGACGAUGGAAAACAUCAUGGACAUGGACAUGAUGACCAUGAUGACCACUCCAAUAAAACUGAACAUAAGAAGGAACCUAUGGACCUCUACCCUAUGUUCCAGGACGUCCAUGUCAUGAUCUUCAUUGGUUUCGGGUUCCUGAUGACUUUCCUCAAGAGAUACGGCUUCAGCAGCGUUGGCAUCAACCUCCUCCUGGCCGCCUUCGGCCUGCAGUGGGGCCUCCUCAUGCAGGGCAUCUGGCAUCUGGAGGACGGAAAGAUUAAAGUCGACAUCUUCAAAAUAAUCAACGCAGACUUCAGCACAGCCACAGUCCUGAUCUCGUUCGGUGCUGUUCUGGGUAAAACCAGCCCUGUGCAGCUCCUGAUCAUGACCAUCCUGGAGAUCACCAUCUUCUCUAUCAAUGAGCACCUGGUGGCUACGGUCCUGGAGGCUAAUGAUGUUGGAGCCUCUAUGAUCAUCCACGCCUAUGGAGCCUACUUUGGCCUCGCAGUGGCUCGGGUUCUCUACAGACCAGGUUUAAGAAACGGACAUGAGAAUGACGGAUCUGUUUAUCACUCUGAUCUGUUCGCUAUGAUCGGAACUGUCUUCCUGUGGAUGUUCUGGCCCAGUUUUAACUCUGCCAUCGCUGACCCGGGCUACACUCAGCUCACUGCAGUCAUCAACACCUACUUGUCCCUGGCCUCCUGUGUGCUCUCUGCCUACGCCAUCUCCAGUCUCGUGGAGCACAAAGGGAAGCUGGACAUGGUGCACAUUCAGAACGCCACCCUGGCUGGUGGUGUUGCCGUGGGCACGUGUGCUGACAUGAACAUUGGACCAUUUGGCGCUAUGCUGAUUGGAUUAGUAGCUGGCAUCAUUUCUACCCUGGGCUUCAAGUUCCUGACUCCCAUUCUGGCAUCCAACCUGGGCAUUCAGGAUACAUGUGGAGUCCACAAUCUGCACGGCAUGCCUGGCAUCUUGGGUGGGCUGGCUGGUAUUGUGGCUGUAGCUUUGGGGAAAAAAAAAGUAAGUGGUAAAGCUGAAAUGCAAGCUGCUGCUUUGGCUUCAUCCCUCGGGUUCGCUGUGGUCGGAGGUGCCGUAACAGGUUUCAUAAUGAAGUUGCCGUUCUGGGGACAGCCUCCAGACCAGAACUGCUUUGAUGAUUCUAUUUACUGGGAGGUUCCUGCGGAGGAGGAUGAGAACGAGGAGAGCUUGGCUCAUGCCGAUCACUCAAAGAACAAGGCGGAGGUUUAAGGAUCUGUUCACUGAGUCCACUGACCAACCAAUAAAGAAUAAGUGGAUAAUAGAAACCAGCUACACAAUGACCGCAGAUGAAGACUUACCAGCCAAGAUCAUUUUACUCUGUUUUGCAGUUUUGAAGCUUUACGAGUAAUGACGUCUAAUAUCUAUACGCACAUCUGAUCUCCACUACACUUAUCAGGGUAUUUUUCCAUUAUAGUCCCUUAUAAACAACAUGAGUAAUCUGACUGUGGCGACUGAUGUGAGAGCGAGUAAAUUAAUUCCAUGUAAUCACAAAAAAUUCAUUUCAAAGGAGAGCAGCAACCUUCAGGGAUCUUUUUAACAUCAAUCAGUAUUUUUCCACAGCGCACAUAUCAUAGAUUCACUGCUGAUACACACGUACUUCUAUAAGCUUUUCCUUAUUUCAUUUUUAUAUCUUGAGAAGCAUUAAAGCAUGUUUUGACAUUUUAAUUUAGUGUAUUUUUUUUUCAUACCUUCUUUUGUAUUUCCAUGACAUACAUUAUGUAGUAUCUAUGCUGAGGCUCAGGUCACAGACAGGAAUCACACUUAGUUUUACCUGCUGCUGCUGCUUCAUGUUACCUCACAGGAGCCCAGUCCUUUUGCAGGGAGCCCGAGUGGACCGUGUGAAGUCUGAAGCAGCUCUGACACGGGCAGGGAUAGUCGCAAAAAGCUCUUGUAACUAAUGGACCUUCAUGUGGUUUAACUUCCGCUGCUUCUGAGCAUCGUCUACCUACCUGAGGGCAGCUGUACACGAUUUUAAAGCAAUGACGACUUAGCACUUAGUAUUAAAUCACCUGUCACAGAGCAAGCUGCGGUUUAGUUUUUUUCAGUUUUUCUAUAUACAUCCAAUGUAUUCUUACAUGUACAUACAGAUUAGUUUUUAGAUGGAGUGACAUCGUCGGUUUUAUCACGGCCCUGUACGGUCAAAGAAAACUGGUACUGAUUACUUUUCAAGUAUCUUUACAGAGAAAACAGAAAUUAAAUACUUCUUUUUCUAUUUAGUCUGCAUAUUGAAUCAUCAUCAUCAUCAUCAUCACCAUCAUGUAGUUACAGAACCGUCAUUUCUUUAUUCGGCCUUCUCAUCGUUGAAGUUGUAUGAAGGAAAGGUUUUUAUCGUGUGAAACAUCCAAACAUGAGACUACAGAGGCAGAUUAAACUGACUACACUUUCUUAUCAAUGGUAUUUUGGUUUUGUCAAACAAUUUGCAAUGCCAAGAACACUGAAACGCAUCAAGAUUUUGUAUUUUUAUACAGUGGGUGUGUGCUCUUAUUUGUAUAAUAUACUAAUACUUUCAUAAUAAAUAUGUUUUUGUACAAUA